ACUGCUGCCGGCGGCGGGAUUGAUGGGCAUGGGCUGCGUGCUUCCUCCUCCCAGCCGGUGAACCUGGCCGGCGGAUCUCCACAACGGUUGCUGCUACUACGCAGUUCUCCACCCCGUUCCCCACUCCACCUCUGGUUGUGCAAAGCCCCUGCCUGCCUGCUCCUCCACCGCCGGUAUGGCAGAGCAUUCGGAUCUGAAUCUGAUGACCGGAUCCCGGGACUGGGCGGGCCUCGCGGCAGGGCCGAUGGGGAUCAUCGCCGACCGCGUCCUGUCCUACGACGUCGCUGAUUACGUCCGUUUCCGCGCCGUGUGCUGCCCCUGGCGGCAGUGCUCCGUUGACCCACACGCGCACGGCGUGAUGGACCGCCGGUUCCACCCCUGGCGGUGGACGAUGCUCCGGGAGGAACACACCACGCCCAGCCGCCGCUCCUUCCUCAACACCUCCACCGGCGAGUGCAUCCAGGUGGACGUCCCCGAGCUCCGCGACCAUGAAGUGCUCGCAGUCACCGCCGAGGGCCUCCUUGUUCUGCUCCACAGGCCUCGGUACGCAGACGUCUGCCUGCUCAACCCUCUCACCCGCCAUCUCCUUGCAGAUCUCCCGCCCAUCACCACGCUGUUGCCUCCCGGAGUAGGCCUUUUCAGUUAUUUCUUCGACGUCUACGGACAGUGCACGGCCUGGGGCUCCGGCAUCGCCGGUGAUGAUUCAACAGUGGUGCUCAGCUUCAACCGGCUCGGCAUGCUUGGCACGGCCAGGCCCGGCGACGACCACUGGACGCCGGUCUACUACAACGAGUAUUCUCUGGGUACAUCACCCGUGAUGUUGGCAGGCCGCUUCUAUUGUGUUACGGUAAAGGGCGUCAUGGUGUUGGAAAUGGGUGCAGGCGAGCCACCUCAGUUUGUUGUGGCCGCCAACCUGAAUAUGCCACCCCGGCCAUUUGCGGAUUGCAUGCACCUGCUGAACAAUUGUGGGGAGCUAUUGCUGAUCCACCGUCAAAGAGUGACAGACACAUCCGGGAGUAGUACUUGUUGGCCCAGACCGUGUCGUCGAGUACUUUCCGACGACACGCGACGACCGACGACGAACGACGAUGACGAACGAAGCUCGCUGACGAACUCGACGAGAUACUUUACACCGAGAUACACGAUGCAGCGCAGUGCAAAGAAGUAG
Molecule: messenger RNA, 1168 nt
Organism: Hordeum vulgare subsp. vulgare (domesticated barley)
Lineage: Eukaryota; Viridiplantae; Streptophyta; Magnoliopsida; Poales; Poaceae
Exons: 1
Coding region: 176-1168 (330 amino acids)
Source: RefSeq, a predicted model, not a curated record